Molecule: messenger RNA, 881 nt
Organism: Vairimorpha ceranae
Lineage: Eukaryota; Fungi; Microsporidia; Nosematidae
Product: secreted periplasmic zn-dependent insulinase-like peptidase
Exons: 1
Molecular function (GO): metal ion binding
Source: RefSeq, a predicted model, not a curated record
AUGUUUGUACACUUUAUAUUGAUUUUAUAUUUAAUAACCAAGACGAAAGCAGGUAUCAUUUAGUAUAUUUACAAAUUGAAAAAAAGCUUAUAAGCGAAAAAUUUGCACAGUCUUAUAAAAGACUUUUUAGGAAACUUAAAUCAUUGUAUAUACCAGGUUAUCAAAUGCCAGAAGAACUUCUUGACGGAAUAAAAAGUCAAGAAAUACUUAACGUUAAACAAUUUAAUUAUAAAUUAUACAUUAUAGGAAAUAUAGAAGUUAAUGAAGGACUAAAAGUAGAAGAGGCGUUAAAAAGACAUAGACAGCAGGUCAAUGCAUCUGAGCCACAAUCCAACAAUAAGAUUUCUAAAGUGGUUACGGUUCGCACAUUUGAUAUUUCUAAUAAUGCGUGCGGAAUAUUUUAUUAUUUGAAUAAAUCUUGCGAUUUACGAAUGAAAGCGAUUGGUUCAUUUAUUGUUAAUUCAGUAGAAGAAAUGUUUUUUGAUCAGUUACGUACAAAAGAAGAAUUUGGAUAUGUAGUUAGUGCUGGUAUUUAUACUAUAAAAGACGAUGACUUUUUAUACUUUGUAGUACAAAGUGAUCGUAAUGUAGAAGAAAUCAAAGAAAGGAUACUAAGAUUCAUUACCUUUACUAAAGAUUAUAUAAAAAAUAUGAGCGAACAAGAGUUUUUAGAAAGACAAGAAUCUCUAAUAGACCUUUUCAAAGAAAAGUAUAAAAAUUUAUAUGGUUAUAGUUUCUUUUUAUAUUCUAAAUAUAUUUCAGGAAUUGACGGUCUUACUUUUAUAAAUGAUAUUUGUAAUGUCAUAAAAAAAAUGGAAUUAAAAGAUGUCUUAAAUUGCGAUAUUUUUUCAAACGAAAUAAUUAUCACUACAGAAAAAUAA